CAGAGGAGAGUGCGAGUGCUACAGGAGCUGGCUGUGCUCCGGCUCUCCACUGGCUGUCAGCGCCGCCGCUGCCGUUUUCCUGCUCGCUUUCGCAGUGCUGCAGGGACAGAGAGAGGGGAGCACUCUCCAAAGCACAAACCUGGGACCAGCCUACUUGUUUUUCUCCAUCUUUUUUCUUGGGACCUAGCCACCAAGGAGCUAGCUCAUUUUUGGCCACCUUAACCAUUCCUAACCCCCUUCUUUUUCCUCCCUCCACCCUUGUCCUCCGCGGUUCUUCUGAAAUUCCUGGCUAGUAUAUGGAUAGAAGUUCCUUGUUUCAGCUCAUACAAGAGCAGCUGGACCCAGAGAACACCGGUUUCAUCGCAGUGGAGAACUUCACCAGCCUGGUGGAGCACCAUGAGCUGCAGCUGGACCCAUCCAAGCUGGAGAUGCUGUUUGCCCUGGUGCAGAGCAAUGAGGAGGGUCAGGUCUGCUACCAGGAGCUCAUCGAGCUGAUGAGCAGUAAACGUUCCAGCAGCUUUCGGAGGGCCAUCGCCAACGGCCGCCGCACGCUGCAGCGCGAGAUCCUGCUGGACGAGACGGGCCUGGGCAUCUACAAGCGCUUCGUGCGCUAUGUGGCCUACGAGAUCCUGCCCUGCGAGACCGACCGACGCUGGUACUUCCACCAGAACCGCCUCUGUCCACCGCCCGUCUUCAUGGCCAUCGUCACGGUUGUGCAGAUCAUCGUGUUCCUCUGUUAUGGCAUCAUGCUGAACAAGUGGGUGCUGCAGACCUACCAGCCCGAUUUCAUGAAGAGCCCCCUGGUGUAUCACCCUGGGCACCGGGCCCAAGUGUGGCGCUUCUUCAGCUACAUGUUCAUGCACGUAGGUCUGGAACAGCUGGGCUUCAACGCGCUGCUGCAGCUGAUGAUCGGCGUCCCACUGGAGAUGGUCCACGGCAUCCUGCGCAUCAGCCUGCUCUACAUGGCCGGGGUGGUGGCCGGCUCCCUGACGGUGUCCAUCACAGACAUGAGAGCCCCAGUGGUGGGAGGAUCCGGCGGGGUCUACGCGCUGUGCUCCGCACACCUGGCUAAUGUCGUCAUGAACUGGGCUGGAAUGCGCUGUCCAUACAAGCUGCUCCGGAUGAUCCUGGCUCUCGUGUGCAUGAGCUCGGAGGUCGGCCGUGCAGUGUGGCUACGAUUCUCCCCACCCCUGCCCUCCUCCGGCCCCCAGCCCAGCUUCAUGGCCCACCUGUCUGGAGCAGUGGUGGGUAUCAGCAUGGGCCUACUCAUCCUGCGCAGCUACGAGGAGAGCCUGCAGCAGCAGUGCUCCUGGUGGGUCAUCGUCUUCUCUUUCAUCACUUUCCUUCUGUUCGCCAUAUUCUGGAACAUCUUUGCCUAUGAACUCCUUGGGGUGCAGAUACCCCCUCCGCCCUGAAGAGGACGCCCUUCUUUCACCUUUCCAGUGCGCUCUAUGACUAACCUCAUCCUGUUCUCCUCCUCGGUUUCUUAACUCCAGACACAUUGGAACAGGUUCUUAAAAGAAAACAACAAGAAAAUCAUUGUCCGAGGAUAGAAGUUCAUUCUACCAAUUUUUUGGGGGAAGGGGGGGGGGGGUACUUUUCAUGGGAAUAUAUGCGAUCUGUAGUUUUGUAAACCUUUCCCAUUGUACCAACUAAAAAGUCAAUUCCCUCUUCACUGUGGUAACCUCAUUCCUCUCAUGUUGAUCCUGACUCUCCGGGCAGAUUUGGAGAAGAUUCUCCUUGGGGUGUUUCUGUAGAUUUCAAAGGAAGGUCUGCUGAUACAUGAAUUGACUUUAUGUCAGAAUAUGGGAGGGAAGCUCUUGAGGUACCAGUUACUUUAGCCUUGAGGAUCCAGCAUUUGCACUUUUGACUCUCGAGGCACGAUGGUUUUCGGUAUUAAACUAAAGGUAAAAACAAACUCACUGUGUUAAUCAACAGCCUGAGAAAUGUACUAUACAGAUUUCGUCAUGAUUAAUAAGGGCAGGAAGAGAGCAGGAGGAGAAAACGAGAUGAUUAUAUAUGACACUCUUGAAAUCGACUCGAGGGAGAAUGAAAGCAGUGCAUACUGUCAUAUGCAGCACAUCUAUAUAUCUUCAGUUUAGAGUGAGUGUUGCCAGACGCUUUAGUAGACCUGCAGACGCCCAUACUAAGACCAUAUAAUACUGAUUACGAAGACAAUUAAAAUGUCCUGAUCAUCUCCGGUUUCACCCCAGAUGCCAAAAGUCAUUGGACAUUUACAGAGGAGUUCCUUUAGUGGUACCAUCAGAUCAGCCUGAUUUCUUAUGUCAAAGGGGCAAUAUGCAAAAUACCAUUGCUUUGCCUGCUCAGCCACUGACAGACCUGCCAAGGGGGUGUGGACAGACCACCUGCUGUCCCAACCCUCCAUGUCCACAUCAGAGGCCAUUAGUGCCCAACUUAUACCUCAGUGUCCUAAGGACUGUAUACUUUUGUACAGGAAUGUACUGAAAGUUAUUUUAAUCAUCUUAUUUCUUGGGUUUCUUUUUUCAUAUCUGUAUUUUGUUCACUGUCUUCAAUACUUCAUUAUUUUCCUUCGGAGGAAAAGGGAUGAUGUUUCAAAUGGUGCCAAAUUGUUACUUUCUUAUGCCUGUUACUGUUGCAUUGUUCUAUGAUUCUUAGUAAACAUCCAGUAAAAAAGAAUAUAUCGAUAAAAUUACGAAUACUUGGACAAAUAAUAGUCUUGGAUCAUUCCAUUUUUUCUUUUUCUUUUUAAAAAAAAAAAAAAAAAACAAUCAAAACGAGCCAUGGGGAGAUCAGCAUGGACAUAUCCUGACAACUUUGCAGCAAGUUAGGAACAAAGAAAAACAAUAAAAGUUACACAAAACGAUUUUAAGCCUUUUCCUAAAAUUGGUUACAGCAUAUAGGUCAAAUAUUAGACACAUUUAAAAUUUUCAUUAAAAUUUAAUAACAGAAUAUAAGCAAACCACAUGCAUGUGCUACAAGAUAUAUUUAAUAAAUUCUUAAUGAACCUUUUUCUGUUUAGAAAAAUGGGACUAUGAUCAAUACAAAUGUCCAUAAACAUGAUAAUAUUGGUCUGCUGAAUUCCAUGUAAAGAUUUAUUAUGAGUCUCAUACUACAGCGACUAAAGAUUUAAAUAUUUUCCCAGAAAGUAAAUGGUGUAAAUUAGCAGGCAACAGAAACCAGCAAAGGUCACGGGCAUAUUGGAAAUGUGUCCUUUAAGCUUUAGUUUAAUUUACCUUCAAAGGUUAUACCUAACUUUAACAUUGUCAGUUAGCUGACAAUGAUCACAACACCAAUAAAAUAUUGGCACUGCACUGAUCAUUCUACAAAUCUCUAAUGAACUUUUAAAUUUCCUUUGAUAUUUCUUUGUUCCUGCUUAUAGGUCAGAAAGGGCUUGUUAAUUAGCAAUUUGAAGAAAGUUCUCUUGUCAAUGUCACAUGACUCACGUCCGGGGGAGGUACUUUGUGUACUGUUGCAUACUGCCACAUUGCCCUUCUCACAUCGAACACUGACCUCUGAUUAUUUUACUGCGGGGUGACGAUGACCUUUCUAGCAGAAAUCUAUUUCAAAAGUGUGGACAUCUCUGUCUGUGUUGGAUGAAAUUGCCGGCAUCUGCUCUGACCAUAAACAGCUCCUGAAAUGCAGAGCACUAUCUUCUACUGCGCAGUAAUGCAAAGCGAUGGAGAUUGUUGGGGGAGUGGAUUGAAGUGGUUAGAAUGCCGCUGAGAAUUCUAUGAAUGCUUCGAAUUCUGCUCUAAAAGGGAAGGUGUGCAGCAAAAUCGGGGGCUAAGAAUUAAUUUUGUAUAGUUAAAGACAAAUAAAAAGGAAAAUUGAUCACAGUGAAGCAGAAGAGGUUUGAUGUCAUGUUAACUGUAAAUUAAUAUAUGCACUGAAGCAAAAUUCAAAAGUCAAAUUAGCGUCAAGUAAAGUUCUGAAUAAAACUGGUUAAGGGCUAGACACAUUAAGGGAUGCCUUUAAUUCCCUAUAAAUUUGAGUAAAUAAUGAUGAAAUGGGAAGGGGUGAACGGCGACCGGCUGCGGUUUGUAAUUAAGGUUUGUUUGUUACGAGGGUGCAGGGUCUCAAGACUGUGAGAGGGUGUGUGUUGGGACAACAUAGUGGACUGGAUUAUCCUGCACUAUUAAACACUGCCUGGUAUGGCCCAAAGGCAAGCCACUAAAGUGUUUAUUGGGAGGUGAGUUAAACCCGCUGUGAUUGACUUCUCACAAUAAUCCCACCCAUUGUUGGUUUCAAAGCCUAGUAUCUCCUUAUAGUAUUUUUUCAAGGGUCAGAUAUCAUUCUACACGUUAGGGUUUUGGCAUUUUUACUUGAACACUUAAUGAUACUACAAUGACCACCAUGCAGAGACUGUUUUCCUUGGUACUGUUGGCUAAAUAUCGCCACUACCUAUCUUCAGCCAUCAUAUCUGAUUCUAUCGCAAACAUCGGGAUGUAAGAGCGAUUGUCUUGAUCCAUGGGCGGUAUUGAUGACUCCAAGGCAACAGGCUGAGCCAGAUGCCCUGCAUAUGACACAAUUAAUGCGAUGUAAAUACAGAAAAAGACCAAAAACACCUUCUAGCCUCUCCAUAGACUGUAGUGGUAGACAGAGUUACAGAGAAAACAGUGAUGGCGUGAAACAAGACCUGUUAUGUUUCGUGUUUUCAUUGCAUGAGAAAGUGUUGCAAAAAAAAAAAAAAGCAGCAGAGGUGGGUAGUGAGGAGGAGAGAGGCUGUUCCUGUAAACCUUAGGAAAUACUGUUUGUAGAUACGUGAGCUGUGGCUUCUUCCUAAUUGUACAGUUUAUUUUCAGAAUUUUUGAGAACGUUUUCAAGGGAAAAUAUUUACAGUGAGGUUAAGGAACUGAAUGAGUCAGACAUGCCUCCGUUCAAAAACGGCUCAAAUUAUGGGGGAAUUUGAGCAUCUGUUAAGAAAAUAUAAUGUGGCUACUGAUGUAAACCAGACACAUCCUUGAAGGUGUGUGUCAGUAAGCUGGAGAUGUUUAUUUCCUGCUGCUACAUCAGUGACAAGUAUGCCUAAUUACCUGGCACUAGGACCUAACCCUAAGACAGCUUUACCGGAACGUCCUCUAUGAGCCAGCAUCUCCUGGAUAUUCAGCUUACAGAAAUGUUUUUUAAUCCAGAGCAGCAUUUACACAACAGCUAGUGAAAAUAAGCCGUGCAAGUCAGAUACAAGGUGUAUAGCUAGUGAAGCUAUCUUCAGCUAAUCUAUUGGCACAGUCUAAUUGAUCUCUUUACUGAAUGCUCCUGCUGAGGUGCAAGAGCAGACGUGGAAUCACGGAGGUAUUGAAGUACAUUUAUACUUCCAAGAGACGAAUCCAUUUGUCUGUUUUAGGUGUACACACCACUGCCUUAGAGGAAACGGCGGUUUGUAGCCAACCACAUCUGAAAUUAAAUUAGUGAUUACUAUGUUUAGAGAAAGAAGGCAUGCAUACAGAAAACAUCUGACGCUGUGUAGCCAUAUUUGUGAAAAAUCAGUUGAUUUUACCAGGCGGUGACUUUACAGAAUCUGGAUAUUCUAAGCCUUUUCUUGGCUUUUUUCACAAUAAGACAGAGGAACAUACACUGACACUAUUUGGGAAAACCUCAUUCAUUUUUGAAAACCCUGACCAGGAUUUCACUUUCUCAGCUUUAAUCACCUUGUGCAAAGUGUAAUUCUUUGAUGUAAUUACUGCUGUAAUUUGGUGUUGUCAUUUUCAAGGUUUAAAAGUCUUUGACUUGUCUUUUUGAAGUGUUACUUCCUAAUGUUAAAACCUCUGUCUUUUGAAUUCAUUUGGAGUAUUGUACACAUUUACUGUGAGAAUUCCUGGUGUCCGUUUGAGAUCCUUCAGUUUGGUUCCAUGUUUGACGACUUCCUAUUGCUAGCCUAUUAAGAGAUACCUUUACCUCAAGGAAACAUUAUUGAUCAAAACUCACAAAGCAAAACCAGCAUAAUGAUUACCUUUCACAGGAAGACUCUCCCAUUUUGGCCAGUUCAAACCAUGCUAGGGAAGGCCAUUUGAAGAGGCUGCAUUGUGUUUACCUGUUCUCAGACUGGAAGGGAGGCAGGGAGACCGGCUGCUGAGAAGUCAUAUAUAUGUGUAUAUAUUCGCUGCUACCGUAGUUUCCAUAUUCCUCUUGCUAUAAUAAAUCUGGUGCCAAGACAAGGGGAAGGAUGAACAUAUCUAAAAAUCCAGAUCCAGAGGUUGUACCAACCCAUCGUUUACAAUCUUGCUAUGGAAAGAAAAAAAAAAAAAGUAUUUUUUUCUGAUUCAGAAACUGCUACAAAUUAAAAAUGUAAAUAUAGUUUAUAUUAUAUUCUACGAUUAUUUAUUGGCGUAUUGUACUUUAUAAAUGUAACUUAACGAUUUUAUAUUGUAUAUAAUUUUGUUUUCUUUUGUACUGUUCGUUGUACUUGCUUUCAUUUAGAAACCACACAAAUAAAGAGCUGAGACGUGGAGAA
Molecule: messenger RNA, 6433 nt
Organism: Paramormyrops kingsleyae
Lineage: Eukaryota; Metazoa; Chordata; Actinopteri; Osteoglossiformes; Mormyridae
Gene: rhbdl1
Product: rhomboid, veinlet-like 1 (Drosophila)
Cellular component (GO): membrane
Molecular function (GO): serine-type endopeptidase activity
Source: RefSeq, a predicted model, not a curated record